AGCCUUGGUAACGCAAAUUUGCCGUCCACUUCAGCUUGACUAUGUGCCAGCGAAUCAUAGAGUUGGUAGAUCCACAAGAAGCUGAUGGCGGAAUCAAGCAUGCAGAACUUUUUGUGCAUGUUCUCUUCCGGAUGGGAUUGGACCACACAACACUUCUAGAUAUGCUCAUCUCAGCGGAUACUCAGUUUUUGAAAUUCUUCAUACAAUUCCUACGAUACGCCGAAGACAACACGCAAGACUUUAAAAUCGCGUGUGCUCGAGCAGCUGUUGAUUUGCUCCAUAGCGAGGAAGAUGGUCUUUCAGACGAGGAUGCCGAGGCAGAUAUCCAGAUGUUGGAGAUUGUCAGCGAAAUCUUGGAGGCGCUAUAUGCAGAUCUCAAGAUGUCUGAGUUUCCGUAUAACCCAAAGGUUUUAAUGAUCAGGAUUCAGAAUGUGAUAGAUAAACUUUCGAGGGAUUUAUGAGUGUACAGUACAAUUAAUAUAUCAUUUUUGCUUUUGCUUUGGAGUAUGAAGGUACAGAUGUGAAUGAAUGCUUAUUAUUUGUCUUUUCUCUUCUCGUCUGGCAAACCACGUCUCUCCAAUUCAUUAUGACGAUCAGCUAAGCGGAAGUAUUCCUCUGACUGCUGUUGGCAU
Messenger RNA from Umbelopsis ramanniana AG, 632 nucleotides. RefSeq lists its product as uncharacterized. The record is from RefSeq and is a predicted model, not a curated record. NCBI's taxonomy places the organism in Eukaryota, Fungi, Mucoromycota, Umbelopsidomycetes, Umbelopsidales, Umbelopsidaceae. Bases 42 to 461 code for a protein of 139 amino acids. The transcript has a single exon.